This is a messenger RNA of Cuscuta europaea, 3677 nucleotides long. The record is from the annotation of a GenBank genome assembly. NCBI's taxonomy places the organism in Eukaryota, Viridiplantae, Streptophyta, Magnoliopsida, Solanales, Convolvulaceae.
GAAAUUUUCAAAUCCAAAUUUAAUUUGACUAUAUAUAAAUAUAAUGCACAUUAUAGAUCAAAUAAAUGCUCCACCAACCACACUAGAGCAUAAAACAUGUUACAUAUAGCUCCAAUAUAUAUCGUCUAUCCGGCCAUUUGUAAACAACAAAAUGAAACUAAAACUACUUCAAAGUGUAUCCAUAAGAAAAAUCACAUAUUGGACUAUGUACAUCUUCAAUCUCAUUUUUGAAGACCGGUGACACUUUGAUGUGCAGAAAUGUAAACAACUCAGUACAUGAGCUUUCAAUAGUGAACUUUAAUUAAACUUUAAGUAGCAUCACUCAUGCUAUUAAGAGUUACAAAUCUAACUCGCAUUAUCCCUAUCUAUAUUUAUUUUGAAUAUUUUACUAUUAUUUAGAGACCCGUGAUUUUAAAAACAUAAAUGCUUUUCCACACCAAUAUGUAUUUUAUUUACGCGGACUAAUUACAAUAGAAAAAAUGGCCUCUAUAUUACUAGUAGAGUUUUCAUUUCCAAAAAUGACAAUUUUUUCAUUUUCCAAAAAUAUGACUCAUUUAAAACAUACGGAAUAGUACAAUUCCCAUCGCCCCAUCUCCCCCCAGCGAAAUCGUCUCCUUCUUCGCUCCCAUCAAAGCAUCAUCGAACAUCUGCAUCUGUCAUCAAGCGAAAUCGGAACUCCACAGAAUCGCUUGUCCCUGCAAUGCCGCCAUUUCCGCUAGGCCGGCCAAACCUUGAGUCGUCGUGACCUUGUUCCAAGCUGGAAGAACAGAUUUGCUGACGAGCGCCGAUGGUGGAUCGAUUCAUUUCGUCCGCCGCUCCCUUCCUCCGCCGCCUGGUCUGGUCCGUGAUGUCGUUGUUGUCGACCUUUCACUCCAGCUAUUAAAACCCAACCGGAGCUAGAUCUAGAUCUAAAGCCCCUAGCUACAUCAUUUUGUUCGCGUCUGAAUCUAGGGUUUCAGACUGGGGGUCGACGAGUGGAGGCGAGGGUUAUUCCGGACUGUAUGGGCGGUGAUCGAUGGGUGUCGAUUCAGUGCAGUUGCUUCACCAUUGUUGGUGGCAGGCUUAGGCGAGUUGGGGCAUGAGAGGUGGUUGGAUCUGGGCUGACCUGGGCUGGUGGGGGCUCGAGCUGGCGAUGGGGCUGGGUAGGGAUAAGGUUGGGGCGAUGGCUACGGCAGUGACGGGGGUGGUCGCUGUGGCGAGUUGGCUGGUGGUCACUUUGGUCGGUUGGUGGGUUGUCACUUUGACCGCUUGACGGGCAGUCAUUGUGGCCGGUGGGCAGACCGAAGUCAAUGUGGCGACGAAGUCACUGUGGUACCGGAGUCACAGUGGCAGCGGAGUCACUAUGGUUGCGAGGUCAUUGUGACCGGACUCACUUUGACCUAAGUCACUUUACGUUUAAUUGUGAUGUUUGUCACAUUUUUAUAAUUUUUAAAAAGAGAUCGUGUUUUUGUCUUUUAUGCCCUUUUAGUAAUAUACAGGCCAAAAGGCCAUUACAAUACAACAAAUAAACAAUUUAAUUAUUAAAAAAAAUGAUAAGAUACCUAGAAUAAAUCAAAUGUAUUCUAAUUACAAUACCUUCAUUUAUUGUGAAUACCCUCACAUUUUUUUGACAUCCACAACUAAACCAAACCAAAUUCCAUAAUACUAACCCUAUUCCUUACCGUGAGGCUGCCCAAAUCGAACUGCAUACCACUUUCCCUCGUAUUCUUCCGGAUAUCUCUCUUCCCGCUUUUUCUAUAUUUUUACCACAACUUCAGAUCUCAUCUCGCGCCAUCUUCACAUCUGCUAUUCCAUCCCACCAUCUCUGCUGUCCCCAAAUUUAGUUCUUUUAGUGAACCCUUUUUACUUUCCAGAAAUCGAAUCAACAAAAAAUCAAGAAUCGGCCAAAGUUUUCUGCUUCAGGAAAAAGGAACUGCAUAUAGCGAAUCAUGCAGCAGCAAGAGCCUUUAAAGCGGCAGCAGCUGCAAUUCGCGGAGGUAAAACCGGCGUUUGAGGACUACCAUCGGUUCCUAGCUGAUCCGCAACUCCAACCUCCUCAGGUUUCUGAAGGCAUCGUCGUAAAGACUCCGCCAUUGAAGAGAAAGAAUGAGAUAGGCAAGUAUACUCAGGUUUUUAGUCAGCCAAACCAAGCUUCUGGAUUUCCUGAUGCCUACAGUCCCUUGCAAACACCUGUUUCAGGAAAAGCUGGAAAGGUUCAGAAAAUAUCAAAGACAUCAAAAGCCAACAGAUCUUUGUCUAUAACUGCCGGGAGCAUUGGAUCCCCUUUCAGUAACAAUACAACUCCAGUUGCUCCUUGUCGGUAUGAUAGCUCCCUAGGCGUCUUAACGAAGAGGUUUAUUCAUCUGAUUAAGCAUUCUCAAGAUGGCAUUCUUGAUCUGAAUAAUGCUGCUGAUACACUAGAGGUGCAAAAACGACGUAUCUACGACAUAACAAAUGUUCUGGAAGGCAUUGGCCUAAUAGAAAAGAAGUUAAAGAACAUGAUCCAAUGGAAGGGUUUGGAUGUCUCAAGAACAGAAGAUGAUGAAAGUGGUUGGAAUUUGAAGGCUGAAGUGGAGAAUUUGGCCUUGGAUGAGCGUAGAAUAGAUGAACAGAUCAGAGAAAUGCAACAAAGAAUUGGAGAUCUGAUGGAAGAUGAAACAAAUCAAAGGUUGCUUUUUAUCAGAGAAGAAGAUAUUAAGAGCAUACCUAGUUUUCAGCAUGAAACACUCAUAGCAGUUAAAGCUCCACAUGGAACCACAGUAGAAGUUCCAGACCCCAAUGAGGCUGUUGAUCAUCCUCAAAGGAGGUACAGAGCAGUACUACGCAGCACCAUGGGACCCAUAGACGUUUACCUUAUUAGUAAAUUUGAUGAAAAGUUUGAGGUGAUUCAUGAAGUUGUAGCACCGCCACCUAGCCACCCUUCAACACCACCCAGCACAAGUGAGAGUGGACCUUUAGAAACUAAGAAGAGAAAAGGAAAUGAGGCAGGUGGGCUCGAAAAAGUAGAAAGAAUGUUCUCAGAUGUUGAUGCAACCUUGCCAGAAGACUCUGGAAGUGGAAUUGUCAAAAUUGUUCCCCAUGUUGACAACGAAACAGAUUACUGGUUAUUGUCGGAUGCUGAUGUUAAUAUCACUGAUAUCUGGGGAGCGGACUCUGGGGUUGACUGGAGUGAGCUGAUAACAACUCCUGAGGAUUACGCCACAAACAAUGACAGUACUGCCCCAACCCAAACUUCAUCUCCCAGUUUUCUUAAAAGCGCGUCUUGCAACUAAUACUACGGGGAGAUAAAUAUUAUCUGUUAGUGACCCAUGAUUUGGUUUUGUACAGUGUAUAUAUGUCUACUACCUUGUAAGUAGCAACAUGAGCAGUUUCUCUCGUGCCUUAAAGCACAAGGUGGUUAUGAGCAGCACAUCGUUAAACAUUAACAGUUGGAUUAUGCUUCUAGCACAAUUUGAGUUGUUUUGACUUGAUUGAGAAUGCAUAAGCAUGGUCUAUCAUUGUUAGACUUAUACCAAGGCGGCCCAGGGCUAUUUAUUCUUCAUUUUGUUAGACAUUUUCAACAUACUUCCAUUACCGUGAAAACAAGGGUGAAUAAUGGCUUUUGUUUGUAACAAGUGUGAAACCAAGAGCGAAUAAUUGCUUUAGUUUGUACUUUGUAGCAAGUGUGAAUCCAAGUGGAUUUAUUUCUUGUCCCAUAA